Molecule: messenger RNA, 8084 nt
Organism: Anguilla rostrata (American eel)
Lineage: Eukaryota; Metazoa; Chordata; Actinopteri; Anguilliformes; Anguillidae
Product: ERC protein 2-like
Exons: 20
Coding region: 251-3961 (1236 amino acids)
Biological process (GO): neuromuscular synaptic transmission; maintenance of presynaptic active zone structure; regulation of synaptic plasticity
Cellular component (GO): cytoskeleton of presynaptic active zone
Molecular function (GO): structural constituent of presynaptic active zone
Source: RefSeq, a predicted model, not a curated record
UGCCCCUUUAAUUGUGUCAGUGCUGGCGGAGCGCGUGUCAGGGGAGGAGAAUGCUGGGAAUGGUGAGGGAGCAGCAGCCUGGGGGGCGAGCGGCGCGCUGAUGGAGGGGAAGUAGCCUUACUAAGACUUACACUCCUGGCUGUCCAUAUUUCCUGGCGCUGGGAUGCAGUGAGUGGGCCGUGCGUAGGGGCAGCAGGGCGGACACAAAGGUCCACAGUUCGCCACACUCCACAGCGUACUGCAAGGAGCCAUGUAUGGGAGCACCAGGGCAGUGGGGCACCUGGAGGGCAGCCCCGCACGCUCCCCGCGCCUGCCCAGGUCCCCCCGGCUGGGCCAUCGCCGUGCCAACAGCGGGAGCGGGGGCGGGGCUGGGAAGACCCUCUCCAUGGAGAACAUCCAGUCGCUGAACGCUGCCUAUGCCACCUCUGGGCCCAUGUACCUGAGCGACCAUGACGGCGUGGCCUCCACCACCUAUCCCAAGGGCACCAUGACGCUGGGCCGGGCCACCAGUCGGGCCAUGUACGGCGGUCGCGUCACCGCCAUGGGCAGCAGCCCUAACAUUGCCUCCGUGGGGCUCCCCCACGCCGAGCUCCUCUCCUAUGGAGACCACGGCUCCUUCUCCAUGCUGCACCACCACCACCACCACCACCAGCAGGGGGUGCCGUCGGGGCUGCGGCAGCAGGCGCGGGACAGCGCCCUGCUGGACAUGCAGUCGCAGAUGAAGGAUAUGCAGCGUGAGAACGAGCUUCUUCGGCGGGAGCUGGAGCUGAAGGACAGCAAGCUGGGCUCCUCCACCAACAGCAUCAAGACUUUCUGGAGCCCCGAGCUGAAGAAGGAACGCGUGAUGCGGCGCGAGGAGGCCACCCGCAUGUCCGUCCUCAAGGAGCAGAUGAGGGUCACUCACGAGGAGAACCAGCCUCUGGAUGCGAGAAGAACUAAGCACCUGCAGCUGACCAUCCAGGCCCUGCAGGACGAGCUGCGCACGCAGCGUGACCUUAACCACCUGCUGCAGCAGGAGAGCAGCAACCGCGGUGCCGAGCACUUCACCAUCGAGCUCACCGAGGAGAACUUCCGCCGGCUGCAGGCCGAGCAUGAGCGCCAGGCCAAGGAGCUCUUCCUCCUGAGGAAGACCCUGGAGGAGAUGGAGCUGCGCAUCGAGACGCAGAAGCAGACGCUGAACGCCCGCGACGAGUCCAUCAAGAAGCUGCUGGAGAUGCUACAGAGCAAAGGCCUGCCCUCGGGCCGCUCCCUGGAGGAGGAGAACGAACGGGCCCGCAGGAUUGCCCAGGUCGAGUCGCAGGUCAGCCACCUGGAGCUCAUCCUGGACCAGAAGGAGAAGGAGAACCUUCACCUGAGAGAGGAGCUGCACCGCAGAACCCAGCUCCAUCAGGACCCCAGCAAGACCAAGGCCUUGCAGACUGUGAUAGAGAUGAAGGACACUAAGAUCGCCUCUCUGGAGAGGAACAUCCGCGACCUGGAGGACGAGCUCCAAAUGCUGAAGACCAAUGGGCUGCUGAACACCGAGGAAAGGGAAGAAGAGCUCAAACAGAUGGAGGUCUAUAAGAACCAUUCCAAGUUCAUGAAAAGCAAGAUUGACCAGUUGAAGCAGGAGCUGUCAAAGAAAGAGUCUGAGCUGCUGGGCCUACAGACCAAGCUGGAGACCCUGAACAAUCAGAACUCAGACUGUAAGCAACACAUUGAGGUGCUGAAGGAGUCCCUCACUGCCAAAGAGCAGAGAGCAGCUAUUCUGCAGACAGAGGUGGAUGCUCUGAGGCUGCGGCUGGAGGAGAAGGAGUCGUUCCUGAAUAAGAAGAGUAAGCAGCUGCAGGAGCUGACGGAGGAGAAGGGCACACUCGCCGGGGAGAUCCACGACAUGAAGGACAUGCUGGAGGUCAAGGAGCGCAAGGUCAACGUCCUGCAGAAGAAGAUAGAGAAUCUGCAAGAGCAGCUUCGGGAUAAAGACAAACAGCUGAGCAAUCUGAAGGACAGGGUGAAGUCUCUGCAGACGGACUCCAGCAACACGGACACCGCAUUGGCCACUCUGGAGGAGGCACUAUCUGAGAAGGAGAGAAUUAUCGAACGACUGAAAGAGCAACGUGAGCGGGAGGACCGGGAACGGCUGGAGGAGGCGGAGUCUUACAAACGUGAGAAUAAGGACCUGAAGGAGAGGGUCACUGCCCUGCAGGCCGAACUCACAGAGAAGGAGGCCAGUCUAAUCGACCUGAAGGAGCACGCCUCGUCUUUAGCCUCCUCCGGCCUGAAAAAAGACUCCAAGCUCAAGUCCCUGGAGAUCGCUAUUGAGCAGAAGAAAGAGGAGUGUAAUAAACUGGAAACACAGCUACAGAAGCAAGCAGAACAGCUUCUCAUUCAGGCACAAAACCCUGCCCAUGAGGUGGAGCAGGCCCCCAGGGGCCCUCAGGAGUUUGUGGAUCGUGUGAAGAUGCUGGAGAAGGAGGUGGCAUAUUUUAAGGAGGAGUCUGGGAAGGCCCAUGCUGAAGUGGACCGCCUGCUUGACAUCCUGAGAGAGGUGGAGACUGAGAAGAAUGACAAGGACAAGAGGAUCACAGAGCUGGAGAGCCCCCCACGUCCUGCGCCCCACCCCAGCGGCAGAGCACCCCCUGAUCAGCCUCUCUCAGCGUCUGCCACCCCGCAGCAAAUUGGGGGGCUGAUGUGGGAUUUUCUGGGAAAACAGGGUAAGGACCAGAACAAGAAGGGCCCAAACCUCAAACUCGGCCUGCAGGGGGACAAGAAGAGCGGCUCCCAGGAGGGUCGCAAGGACAACCUGACAGACAGCUCCCAGCACAAGCUGGAGGAGCUAAUGACCACUCUGGAGAAAACCAGGCAGGAGCUGGAGGCCACCAAGCAACGUCUCUCCUCCACCCAGCAGUCCCUGGCUGAGCGGGAUGGUCACCUGACCAACCUGCGGCAGGAGCGGCGGAAACAGCUGGAAGAGAUCCUGGAGAUGAAGCAGCAGGCCCUACUGGCUGCCAUCAGUGAGAAGGAUGCCAACAUUGCCCUGCUGGAGCUGUCUGCUUCCAACAGGAAGAAAACACAAGAGGAGGUGCUGGUCCUGAAGAGGGAGAAAGACAGACUGAUGCACCAGCUCAAACAGCAGACACAGAGCCGGAUGAAGCUAAUUGCUGACAACUAUGAUGAUGACCAUGAACAUUCCCUUCAUCCGCAGCCACCGCACAGCCAACAUCUCCACCCUCAACACCCCCACCCUCAACAUUCCCAGCCUCAGCACCCCCAACAUCCCCAACACCCCCACCCUCAACACUCAAUACCUCAGCAACCGCAUCCACAGCAUCCUCAACACCCCCAACCACCAUAUCCAUACCCCUCCCACCCCCAACCCCCACACCCUGCUCAACUCCCCCAGCCGCAACACCCCCACACCCCACAACACCCCCAACCGCCGCAGCACCACCCACCUCCUCAACACCACCAACCCCAACAUCCCCACCCCUCACAGCACCACCCACCCCCUCAACACCCUCAAUCCCAACACCCCCACCCCCCACAGCACCACCCACCUCUACAACACCAUCAACCACCUCUACACCCUCAAACCCAACACCCCCACCCCCACAACAUCACCCACCUCCGCAACACCAUCAACCACCUCAACACCACCAACCCCAACACCCCCACCCACCUCAGCACCACCAACCUCCUCAGCACCCCCACCCCAACACCAUGGACCACCUCAACACCACCCACCUCCUCAACACCACCAACCUCAACACCCCCACCCCCACCCCACCACCGUGGCCCUUCCCGUGGGGCCCCUCGUUCCAGCCACUGGCCCUCCCCUGAUCAGAUGAUCCAGUCACUGUUGGAGAAACAUCACUCUGGACCCAAGCUGAGACCAUCACCUAUCAUAUUUCACUCUUCAUCUAUACUGAGCUCUGAGGAGGAGGAGGGUGUGUGCGAGUUGGAGGCCAGAGGGAGGAGAUGAAUGGACUCAGCCGUGUCUCUGCAGGUGAACGAGACCUUGGCUGUCCCACUCCUCCCUAUGGCCUCCAUGGUACAGACGCCCAUCCAGUAAAACGCCUUUCCAGUGAUAUUCCCUUCCAGUGAGACAUCCUCCCAGUGCAAUCACUAUCCAGUGAGGCGUCCUUCCAUAAUGACACCCUUCUAGUGAAAUGCCCUUGUGGUGAUAUGCCCUUCCAGUGAGAUGCCCUUUCAGUGAUAUGCCCUUCCAAUGAGAUGCUUUUCCAGUGAGAUACCCUUCCAGUAAUUUGCCAUUUCAGUGAGAUACAGAUUCAGUGAGACGCCCUUCCACAGUGACACCAUUCCAGUGAAAUGCUCUUGCUGUGACACGCUCUUCCAGAGAGACACCCUUCCAGUAAUAUGCCCUUCCCUUUAGAUGUACAUCCAGUGAGAUGCCCUUCCACAAUAACACCCUUCCAGUCAAAUGCCAUUGAUGUGCUGUGCUCAUCCAGUGAGAUGCCUUUCUGUUGAGAUACCCUCCAGUGAUACACCUUUCCAGUGAGAUGCCAAUCCAGAGAGAUGAUCUUCCACAAUGACACCCUUCCAGCGAAUCACCCAACCAGUGAGAUGUCAUUCCAAUGAGAUGCACUUGCAGUGUAAAGCCCUUCCAGUAUAAAAAAACAUCAACAGAGAUUACCACCUGACUAAAUAUACCUUAAGAGUGAUGUGAUAUUAACCUGGAUUGACCUCAUCUUGACUGAGACUGAAGCCAGAAGAGAGCAAAUGAGGGAGAGAGUGGGGGACGGAUACAGAGAGAGAGAAAGAGAGACAGAGGUUCAGUCCCGGCCGCACACCGCCCCCUAUUGACUCCGCAGCCCUUUACUUUACUCUGUUAUAUUAUUUGUGACAAUCGGGGGUUGUUUUGUGUGUACUGCCCUAAGGGCUGGUGUUUCAGGUGUGUCAGGUGUCUCAGGUGUGUGUGAGGGUGCUGUGCAGCUCUAUACCUCUUCUCUGUGGUAUGGGAGAAGGGGAUCACUGCCUCACACUGGUGCUGUAAAUGUUUCCUGGUUCAGCGUGGAGCUCAAUCUCAGAGGAUGGGUGUGGCCUGCCUUAAUGGAGCUGGGGGCACAAAGAUGCCCCUUGCUCUGCCCCAUAACCUCGUCUGGCUGUCUGCCAUCAGAAGCUGCUUGGAUCCAAUCUAUGCACACAUUGCAGCAAUGGCCAGUCCUGAGAUUUUAAAUGAACAGUCAAUACAACAGCUCAGUGUCCUGGAUGGGAUAAGUUUCCAUGACCUGACCCCACUGUUAUUGCUCAGAACAUGCACCAAUAGACAGGGUUUAUUUUUCAGAUGACCAAUCAGAACUGUGCUGUCUGUUUUGUGUCCUCUCCCUAAUGGUGCUGAGUAAUGGAGUGAAAUUCAGUGAUCGAACAAUCUUAGCUGCCGAGGCAGUGGUGCCUGCUUGCACAACACCUCUACUAGCACAUAAUCCUUCAUCACACGGCAGGCCUGCUCGCGCAGCUACCUACAUCAUCAAACAAACAGCAUACCUACUCACACACAUGCCGUUUCUCAGUGAACAGUGUACCUGGUCAUGUGGCAUUCCGCAUUGCAUGGGAUUCCUCAUCGCGCACAUGUCUCAUCACACAGCAUUCCUGAAUGCAUGGCGUUCCUCUUCACACGCCGUCUCUGCUCACACAGCAUUCCCAGUCAGAGGUCAUUUCUGAAGGCUCUCUCUCCCUUUCUCUCUUUCAUUCUUUCUUCUUAUCUGAAUGGGCCGUGACUGCAGACUGCUUCUUUGUGUCUCUCUUAGAAAGAGUCUCAGUGCCAGUGACUCAUUAAACCCCUCAGAACAAAAUGGCAGGUGCCUAGCAAAAAAAGAAUAAAAAAUACAAUAUCUAAAUACUGUACUGUGUUUGUAUAAAUGUGGUAAACAAAUGUACAGAAGAAAAAUUUAAUAGAAUAUAUGUUUUUCUUAUAAUGGGCAUGACGAAAAAUGAAAUGGAAAAAAAGUGAGUUGAUCAGAAGACAAUCCCCCGCAGAGAAGUCUAAGAGUUGUGAACACCUGGUUGUUCAGUUAAUAAUCCUCAGUCAAGCUUCAGUUGUGACUUUAUCUGUCAUGUGAUUGGCCAGUCUGUGAUGUGUGAUCUCAACCUGUCUCAAAGUUCUGCUGCUAUGCACAAACCCAUUAGGAUAACAGUCUGCCAACACAUACAAUAAGGUGACAAUACUGAGCAUGUUUAAAAUGACAGUAUUGGACAUAUGCAACUCUGACUGUAAUUGAGAAUAUUUGGCAUAUAGUAUGUAAUUGAUGAAAAUUAUUACGUGCCCAAAUCAUGUCAGAAUGACUGCUUUCUCCUGGGCCUGGCCCAUUGGCAAUUAUCAUUUAAAAAAAAUAACUUGUCAGCUCACACAGCACAACUGACCACAGUCACACAUUUGAAAAGGAAAGUUGUUAUUAGAAUAAUACUGUAAUUGUGCAGGUUACAGAGGCAUUGGUCGCACUUUUCUCCUUGUUGUCAUUGUCUAAGAGUCUCAUGCAGUGGUGGUGUUUGUGCCGACUGUGGUGAUUGGAUGUUUUAGAGUAGGAAAUGUGUGUCUCUACUCACAGGAAACAGGAUUUCAGACUGUUGCAGCUAACCCCUGCCUUCCCCCCACACCUCUAUGACUGAUUGUGUGUGUGCAUAUGUGUGUGUGUGUGUGUGUGUGUGUGUGUGUGUGUAUGUCCUGCAUUAUCACAGGUUUGAGUGGCGGGAAGAGGGGGAGGACUGUGUCUCUGUGCCUCAGUGCCUCUACAGGAGACUCACGUCUCAACUUGACAUCCACAGCAAUACUCUGAGAAUUACAACCACAACUAACGCUGUAAGCAGAAAAAAACAUCACCGUCAGUCCAGGUCAGAUGAGAUAGGCAGGUCACAGCGCAAUGGUGAUAAUUAAAAUCACCUUAUAACAAGAAUGAGAGAACUUGAACAGAAAAAAUAAUUGAUUUACAGUGUGGAGAAUUAAAUAAAUGUUGACUAAACAUUUACUCAACGUUCUCAGGUGUGGUUGCGGUCUUAUUUACCAUCAUGGUUCUCGGCGUGUUUGUGGGGUUUAUAGUUAUCAGUAUGGUUCAGUGUGACUGUAUGGUUUAUAGCUACCAUUGUCGCUUUAGUGUGUUUAUGUGGAUUAUAGUUAUCAUGGCGUAGUGUAUUUGUGUGGUUUAUAGUUAUCUGUGUGAUUCUGUGUGUUUGUGAGGUUUGUAGUUAUCAUUAUGGUUCUUAAGUGUGUGCACACAAAGCAAGUCAGUAAUGAUUAUAAUUGCAGGCACUGACUUAAGGAUCCAGAUGCACUGGUUUUACCUUCUGGGUCCUUAUUGGUUCUUCUGAUACUUGAAUAGGGUAGUCUUACGGGGUGUGCUGAAACAGCCUAUUGUAGCCCGUUUCUCUGUGUGUCUCUAAUGUGCCAAUCCUGAGGGUCGUCCUGCCUGAAUCUCCAUCUCUAAGCACAAGAGAGGACUGAUUCUGUCACAGGGGCUCACAAAGGCAGCCAUAAACAACUGAAAAAUGAAAUAUUUUAUGUUUCUUUUCAUGUAGAUAUCCUUUUUAAAAAAAAUAGAAGUAAAAAAAAAAAAAACCUGCAGACCUCUGGGGUUAAAUGAACACUGUGACAAAAAAAAACACAAAAAAUGGGGGAAAUAGAAUUCUGUGUUCUGUUAUGCCUUUAUUUUAUUUUUUACAAAGUCUCGUUUUUCUUUGUAUUAUUUACACAGAUAAAGUCCUUCCAUUUUGGAUUUUAUGGUUUGUAUGUUGUGUAUGUUUUAUGCUGUACAGUAAUGAUAUAUAAAAAUAUAAAAUGUGUAAUGUGUAUGAUGUCUUCAUGGCCGCAGUGUGACCCAACUGGAAACAGGUUUUAGGCCUGGUAAAGCCUGUCUGUGGUUUGACUGUGGGAAGUGCUGUUUGAGUGUCUCACCGUGUGCGAGUAGCAUGUUCUGACCCGUGAUGUCGAAUUUGGUCGUACAGGUUCCACAUGUCCAGCAUGACAUGAGAGUGACGUGUUAUCAGUGUGCCGUAAUGUUUGGUUUCCCCAGCACUGCUCCUGUACUGCUUGAUCUGUGUGGGGACCACCGAGUGCCGGCCAGCUUGUCUCAAUAAAGGAUUUUCUUUCUGAA